Molecule: messenger RNA, 3436 nt
Organism: Pangasianodon hypophthalmus (striped catfish)
Lineage: Eukaryota; Metazoa; Chordata; Actinopteri; Siluriformes; Pangasiidae
Gene: dpys
Product: dihydropyrimidinase
Exons: 9
Coding region: 134-1639 (501 amino acids)
Biological process (GO): pyrimidine nucleobase catabolic process
Cellular component (GO): cytosol; cytoplasm
Molecular function (GO): dihydropyrimidinase activity
Source: RefSeq, a predicted model, not a curated record
UCAGGACUUAGGUCAGGUUUCGCAACUGUAAACACUUGUGCAGAUCGGCAAAUCAUAGGGGGAAAAAGACACUCUGAAUUCUUUAUAUUUGGAUUUACAACCCGAAAAAUUAUUUAAUUAUAGCAUAAUAAGCAUGUCGGAGAGGGGCCGGAUUUUGAUUAAAGGAGGUAAGGUAGUGAAUGAGGAGUGCUCCGAGCUGGCUGAUGUGUUUAUAGAGGACGGGGUGAUCCAGGCAGUGGGCUCCGAGCUGCAGGUGCCGGAGAGCGGAACUCGGGUGCUGGACGCCAGCGGGAAACUGUUGCUGCCCGGAGGAAUAGACACGCACACACACAUGGAGCUGGAGUUCAUGGGCACUGUGGCGGUGGAUGAUUUCCGCUCGGGUACCAAGGCCGCAGUAGCCGGAGGAACCACCAUGAUCCUGGAUUUUGUCAUCCCUCGAAAAGGAACCUCUCUGCUUGAGGCGUACGACAGAUGGAGGAAGAUUGCUGACGCAAAAGUGUGCUGUGACUAUUCCCUCCACGUCGCUGUUACCUGGUGGGAUGAUAGUGUAAAACGAGAGAUGGAGACCCUUGUUCGAGAGAGAGGAGUAAACUCCUUCAAGAUGUUUAUGGCGUAUAAAGAUGUGUUCAUGCUGAGCGACCAGGAGCUCUACGCCGCUUUCUCUCACUGUAAAGACAUUGGAGCCAUCGCACAAGUCCACGCUGAGAACGGAGAUCUGAUUGCAGAGGAGGCCAAGAGAAUGCUGUCUUUGGGAAUCACAGGACCCGAGGGCCAUGAGCUCUGUCGCCCUGAGGAGGUGGAAUCAGAGGCCACUCAGCGUGCCAUCACUAUCGCUCACACUGUCAACUGCCCUCUGUAUGUGGUGCACGUCAUGAGCAAAUCAGCUGCUAAAGUGGUGGCUACUGCUCGCAGAAACGGGCGAGUGGUGUUUGGCGAGCCCAUAGCUGCUGGCCUGGGUACUGAUGGCACUCAUUACUGGCACAAGGACUGGGCACAUGCGGCAAGAUUCGUUAUGGGACCCCCGCUAAGGCCGGACCCCAGCACACCUGGCUACCUCAUGAACCUGCUCGCUAAUGAUGAUCUGAGUGUAACCGGGACUGAUCACUGCACCUUCUCCAUGUGCCAAAAAGCCCUGGGCAAAGACGACUUCACUAAAAUCCCCAACGGCGUUAACGGCGUGGAGGAUCGCAUGUCUGUCAUCUGGGAGAAAGGAGUGCAUAGUGGCAAAAUGGAUGAAAAUCGAUUUGUGGCGGUCACCAGUAGCAACGCAGCCAAAAUCUUCAACCUUUAUCCACAGAAAGGGAGGAUUGCCAAAGGCUCUGAUGCAGACCUGGUUAUUUGGGACCCAAAAGCUACCAGGGUGAUUUCAGCAAACACCCACCACCAGGCGGUGGAUUAUAACAUCUUCGAGGGGAUGGAGUGCCACGGUGUUCCUCUGGUGACCAUCUCCGGAGGCAGAGUGGUGUAUGAAAAUGGCCGUGUGUUGGCUGAGCCUGGGACAGGAAGGUUUAUUCAUCGAAAGCCCUACUCUGACUUUGUGUACAAGAGAAUAAGACAAAGGGACGAGGUUGGGAAACCCAGUGCAGUGGCCAGGACACCCUAUAAAGGAGAAGUCAUAUCUAAGGCAAACAGAGCUUGAAGGAAAACACUGCAGAAAACCUGCAGUGUUACCAAGUAACCUUGAUCUCUUUUAGGAUUUUAAAGGCGAUAUAAAGUACUGUGCAAAAGUCGUAGAUAAACGGUGAUUGUGAAGCCUCCUUUAGAAUUACAGAUGCUGGUUUUUUUUUCAGAUUGUGUAUCAGGGUUGUCAUGGAACAAAUUUAUUUAGCUGUUUAUAUUGCUUCAGUGUGCUGCUAGCAAUGAACUCCUCUAAGAUGGUAUAAUGACCAAUGCUCUGCACGCUCUGGUCGACUCUAUCUGUUCAAGCACCAUAAGACGGCACUUAUCAUAUCAUAUCACUUGUAUAUACUGUUAUCGGUACAAGUACGAGGAAUUGAACAUGGUGUUAAGAUGGAUACACACUAUCAGGAUCAGUAUCGAUACAGCAAUGUUUAGAAUGCACGACUGAAGCUGUGUACGUCAUUUUCCCAAAGAUAUAGUGUGAGGAAUCAAAUCCUUUUUAUAUUUGUCUGCCUUCAUCAGUCUAUUUUCAGCAGAUCCCUUACAGCACUGGCUGAAACACACACACACACAAGCACACACACAAACACUAUGAAUCACCUCCAUGAUUCACAGAAACCUACAGACAUGCAUCACAGUGUUUACCAGCUCCUGAACAAAACAUCUCAAAAAUUGGACUCAUCACUUAUUAAGACUUUCUGCCACAGAGUGUUUCAGCGUGAUUUAUAGUCUCAUACUUUGUCUAUAUGUAAAAAAAAAAAAAAGUGGUUGCUUUGCUGCAACACAUGCAAUAACACUAUUCUUCAUUGAUUUUGGUGCCAAGUUUCUGUGCCAGAUACUGAGCAAGCAUUUGACUAUAUUUCUUCUUGUCCCUUUGGGAAAUGGCCUUAGAUGCAGUAAGUUUUGGCUCCUUCGCUGCAUUUUCUGUCUUCAAAUAAGUUUUAAUUAUCAUGUGGAGCAGGCUAGGGUGUAUCAGGGUGUUCAUCUAUCCAUCUCACAUGAUGUAUUUGUUUUUUUGAGAACACAAAAUUUUCUUGUACUUAAUUUUAUUGUACUAAUAUUGAUUGGAAAAUAAUUAAGUGUUAUAUAGUAAUUCAAAUACUCAUUGCCCUUAUAAAUGCUCAGUCGAUAAAUACUUGAGCCAUACAUUUUUGGGUGGCCUCUAUUUUUGCACAGUUCUGCCUCAUAAUAUUAAAAGAAAAUGUAUUUUUAAUAAAGAAAUGUAUCUAAAAAAUGUAUUUUUUUUACAACUUUCAAAGAAGCAUCUUUAAUAGAAAAGCAUAUAAAUAUAAAUAUAAAACCAUGUAAAAUGAGCCUUCAUUUUAAGCAAAGAAAAAGAGAGAAAGUAAAAUAUUUUUUAGUACACUACAGUUUGACCGCGUUUUGUAACUGGCCUACUUUCAAGUUUGAGUGCUGCAAAUGAUCCUGGAUGGCAGUUAUGUGAAAUUGUGAAAAAAGCAUUUGAGCCUUGUAAAACAAGGUCAAGUGAAAUGAAAGUGGGUCAUGAUAUUUAAGUGUAGCGUGAUCACAUGGUUUGAAAACUUAUAUAGAGGAUGAAAUGUGUGGACAAAAUGAUUUCAUCAUAGUGAAGGUUUACCAUAGUAAACAUAGAUGACUGAGAAUUUCGAUCCUCUAAUAACACAGCAGAUUUGACAGUGAUGCUAAAGGGUUUAUGUUUGUGCAUAUAUUAAUAAUAUAUUACUAAUUUGGAUGAUAUUUAUUAGUCGUGUCUUAUAAAUGAAGCAAAAUCCAAUCCAAGCUUAUCCAGGAGCUGUUAGGAGUUAGGAGUCUUGCUCAGGGGUUCAACACUGGCUAU